AUUUAAAGCACCAUAUAACAGCACAAAUUGGUACUCCCCCCCUUCCUAGCUAUAUACCUUUUUCUCUAAAGCUAUGAAUCCCUCAGCAACAAAAAGUGGCCGUGACCAAAUGGAUCCAAAAGAAUGUGACACCAUAGCUCCGGCCGGAACCAAAUACCCUUCCUCCCGCCAAACUCCUUCAUUCUCUUCUUCUUCCUCACUCUCAUCGUCAUCAUCUUCACUCGGAUCUUCGUAUUUUCCCGAUGAUUCGCCUCGCAGCCCUGCUACUCCUCUCCGAUUCAAGGGUGUACCAUUUUCCUGGGAACAGUUACCCGGGAUUCCCAAGAAGCUACAAAGUCACAAGAAGAAAGAGUCCAUAAAGCUGCUGCCAUUGCCUCCCCCUGCCACUUCACCAACCUCCAAAAAGUUCAAUUUCGAAGACAUGUUAACCCGGAAGAAAGCAUCCUCUGCCGCUUCUGAGAGUUUCCGAAAGGACCCAUUUUUUGCAGCGUUGGUUGAGUGUUCCAAGGAUGAUCAUGAUCACGAUCAAGAAUCUGCAAGCAGUUUCUGGACUGGAGCUAAGGUAACAAGGAGUAUCAGUGACAGGUUCGGGUUUAUUAACCUUUACGCUUCUUGUAAAAAAACUUGUGCAGUUUCAGAAUCAAUAGUCUAUCUUCCAAGGUCUAGCAGAACAGCGAACUAUGGCCUAAUCAAUCGUCGUUCUCGUUUGAAUUGAUGUAAUACCAAUUAUCAGAAAACUGGGAUUUCUCUUUCUUUCUUUCUUCUUUUUUUUUUUUUAUCUUGCUCUUUUCUUGUUUGCAUAUGAGGACAAGGCUUGAUGUCUUGGAAGACUGAUCAGCCAUUUGUAAUAUAAUAUUGAAUAGAAAGCUGAAAUGCUAGCCAUGGCUUUGCUUUUAAUGAAUGAAUUUGCCCCCUGUUUGAUCA
Theobroma cacao (cacao) is the source of this 924-nucleotide messenger RNA. RefSeq lists its product as uncharacterized. Lineage: Eukaryota; Viridiplantae; Streptophyta; Magnoliopsida; Malvales; Malvaceae. The record is from RefSeq and is a predicted model, not a curated record.